CGGACCAGAGAGAGCCGCUGGAUCUGAAGGCUGCUGCUUCUUGUCGAUGAGGCUUUUGGACCAACUCAAUCUCUAAUCGGGACUUUUUUUUUCUUUUUUAAAAAAAAAAAAUUCUGUACGCGUCCGUGUAAUGAUGUCGCCGCUGAGGACGCGCAGCUGAAUGUGAAUACUGUGGAUCCAAGCAGCUUUCAAGAGAGGAGGUGAACGCACCUUGCAUCCAGCCAUGGGAGGUCAGAUCACCAGAAACACCUUCUGCGAUUCUCUCAACGGACCGUUUCCUGCAGCCUCCCACCGAUGCCACCACAAGCCCAAGCGCUGCCUGCCCAUCCAGCCAUGUGGAAGUUUGUCCUCCUUCCCCUUGCUCUUUCACCCCAGCACCAAGGGCUCGCAGAUCGUCAUGGACAUGUCCCAGAGGACCGUCAAGAGACAGGCCAGCUUCUGCAAUGCCAUCACCUUCAGCAACAGGCCCAUCGCUGUGUAUGAGCAAGUUCGACUGAAGAUCACCAAAAAACAGUGCUGCUGGAGCGGUGCGCUCCGUCUUGGUUUUACAUCCAAAGACCCAUCAAGGAUCAAUCCAGACACGUUGCCCAAGUAUGCCUGUCCUGACCUGGUCUCCCAGAGCGGCUUCUGGGCAAAAGCCCUACCAGAGGAGCUCUCUAAUGAGGGAAACGUCAUCUCCUUUUGGGUGGAUAAGAGAGGCCGGGUGUUCUACAGAAUAAACGACUCCAGCCCCGUGUUGUUCUUCAGCGGGGUGCAUGUCGCCGAACCUCUCUGGGCUCUCAUAGACGUCUACGGCCUAACAAGAGGUGUCCAGCUGCUAGACAGUGAGAUGGUCCCACUGGACUGCCUGCGUCCUCGUUCUUUUGCUGCCGCCCACCGGGCCUCCAUUCAGCGGAACAGCGAUGACCCUCGCCUCUCCAUCAGCCUGUGCGACUUGAGCCUGCAGCAGCAAGAGAUGCAUCUGGAGGAAGAUGAUGAGGAAGAGGAGCAGCUACAGCCGUUAAGCUCCUCCUCCUGCCAUGUGCCCCAAAACUCUCAGAACUCGCAGCAAUGCUCGCUGCUGCCCAGCCAUUUGGACACCGACCUGCACUUUCACUCCAUGCAUGGCAUCCAUGUUACCGUGCUGGAUAAGCACACGAUGGCGCGGCUGGAUCACCGCGGUGACGAGAGGACGCUGGUGUUCACCAGCCGGCCGAUGCGCUGCUCAGAGACUGUGUUUGUGAAGGUGAAGGCAGGCGUCACGCGGCCCGGUUGCCUUUCUUACGGUGUGACAUCGUGCGACCCGGCCACCCUGAGGCCCAGUGACCUUCCUUCCAACCCAGAGUCCCUGGUUGAUCGCAAGGAAUUCUGGGCUAUGUGCCGGGUGGCGGUGCCACUCCACAGUGGAGAUAUCUUGGGCUUUGUGGUGAAUGCAGAGGGGGAGGUUAUAAUGAGCCAUAAUGGCGUCAGUGCAGGGAUGCAGCUGUGCGUCGACAACUCCAGGCCCCUCUGGAUGUUCUACGGUCUGCACGGCGCCAUCACACAACUCAGGAUUUUAGGCUCUUCUCUGCAUCCAGACCUUCGAGGCCCAUCGGUGCCCAGCUCCCCAUCUUGUACACCAAACACCCCUAUCAUGUUUUGCAGUGGCAACACCGAGUCCAACCUCAACAACCCUAUGAACAUCAACCUCAACUCAAGCCUUAAUUCCAACUACCACACGUUAUUUUCUUCCUCCACAGGUACAACCCCGAGCUCUCCGUUCUCUAGCCAUCCAGAAUCUCCUACCUUCCCAUCCUGCUCGUGGAGUGAUGAGUGCACCAUUUGCUACGAGAAUGUGGUGGACACGGUCCUCUACGCCUGUGGACACAUGUGUCUCUGCUACGCCUGCGGCCUCAAACUGAAGAAGAUGGCCAACGCAUGCUGCCCCAUCUGCAGAAGGACAAUCAAAGACAUCAUCAAGACCUACCGGAGCACGUAGGCUUGAGGAACACAAUGUCAGGUUCAGCUCAAGACAUUGUCAAAGCCAUGCUAAGACUUUGUAAAGACACAGCACAAGUGAAAGUCUUGCUUGUUUGUGUGUGUAAUCUGGCUCAGGUACUCUACGACAGGACUUCACACUCGAUCAUUAAGACAUUUUAAUUAUGUUACGUCUAAUGCACACAUCCUUGGAAAGCUCACAGUGGUUCCAACGAGAUUCAUCAGAGACCGCUGAAAAAGAGUGUGAUCAUCAUAAACUAAACAUGUGCUCCUGCAAUACCAGCACAACAUCACACCUUGACCCAAUUCUGCUGAAGAGAAAGAGUAAUCUGAAGAGGCAUCUGUCCUACUUCCUGCAGAGUAAACCUUCAUUCUUUUAGUAAAAUUGUCCAGAGCUGCGGAAAAAAACAAGGAGAAUAAAUCUGUGGUUUCACCAGCUGCUCCUCUGCUGCUUGUCAGGGAGCAUUGGGUCAAAGUGUUAUUUUAGAAAAACAGUCAAUUCUUUUCUAAAUCUGAGAGAAAGUCAGGGCAAGAUUGUUUUAUUUGAGAUUUCUAGAAGGCUCCCAAAUAUCGGAAAGAAAUGAGUGGAAGGGCAGAGAAAGAGUUUUUGUAGUGAAAACGCUCCUUCAGCAAUAACACAGUGAAAUGCCUAAAUCUAAAGGGUAAAGAAAUCCAUAAAGAAACUUGGUUGUGUAAUAAAUGAAGUGCUUUGCAGAGUAUCUCACCACCUGCUGCGCUUCUGUGAACUUCAGGCAGGGCGAGACUGUGCAAAGGGUAAAAAAGUGAGAACAUUGUCACCAUAGAAGGUCACGCUUGCUGUGAAUGAGGAUGUAAAUCAGCGAAGAGGGAGGAGGGAGGAGCGAGGACGUUGUAUGUUUGGGAUAGAGACGGAAGAAUAAGGGGCAUCUUUGGCUGCGUCUGUUUCGGUGUAAAGAAAGUGUAAGCUCGCUCAGACAUACCAGAUACAUCUGAAGUUUGCAUGAAAGCCUGUGAAAUCUGGGACUUGCACGGCCAACAUGUCCUGCUUCUUGGCAGCUGUCCCGACCAUCUCUGGCUGCUCUGUGCGCCUCCUGGAUUCUGUAAUUGCACAAAAGUCAACCAAAUAAACACUGGUGGGCAGGGAAGUAUUUUCAAGAUGCUGAAAGAGCACAUUAGAUGAUGAAUCGACCUCUUCAUCACUGCAAGAAAGCCAUGAAAUCCCAUGUUAAGCUACAGAUGGCUCCGCUUACUUCAGGUUCUCUUUCGUGUAUGUAUGUAUAUGUAUAUAUAUAUAUAUAUAUAUAU
Messenger RNA from Amphiprion ocellaris (clown anemonefish), 3240 nucleotides. RefSeq names its product E3 ubiquitin-protein ligase NEURL1. The record is from RefSeq and is a predicted model, not a curated record. The transcript has 6 exons. Gene Ontology annotation, molecular function: ubiquitin protein ligase activity. Gene Ontology annotation, biological process: nervous system development; negative regulation of Notch signaling pathway. Lineage: Eukaryota; Metazoa; Chordata; Actinopteri; Pomacentridae. Bases 224 to 1957 code for a protein of 577 amino acids. Gene Ontology annotation, cellular component: plasma membrane; postsynaptic density.